AGAACGUCAGCAGGCUGUAAUGCACUGCAUCCUUGAGCGUCGCUGCAGCGCUGGCCGCGCAGAAUGCCGCUGAUACCAACACACACCUUCUCUAGGAUACACGCACCUGCCGCAACAGGGGAAAACUAGUGCUUAUUUCCCUUACACUGUUUAAGCUCCAAGGGUUUGACCUCUGACCAUACCCCAGUGGGACGGAAGCUUGGAGGUAACAGCUUGGCAUUAUGGGACGAGGUACAAGAAGUAGUGAAGAAAAAACUUGUGAGAAUGUCAAGACACUGGCCUAAGGGGAUUGCAUAACACCGUGUCCAUCGUCCUUCAUUAUUGCCAGAGUCAUGAGUCAGUUGACAGGUUGAUGAAAAGAACAACGUCAGCAGCCUUUGCACUAAAUUUUAAUUAAGAAUGAACUCAUAUUCCUCUAGUGGAAAGACUCAUUUUUUACUCGGCUUAAAGUUGUAUCAGCAACUAUGAGUGAGAUAGACUUCAGCACUCCAUCAGACACCACCUAGAAUUCAGCCAAGAGACUGUGCUGAUAUUUUAAAAGGAAAAAGGCAACAUUUCCCCACACAGCCUGGCCCUCCAGGACUAGUGUCAUUGCUGAUGUAAUGCUUGUCAUGGCCAGUGUCACUGCUGCGGAGGAUUCGGCAAAUGAAAGUACCACACCAAUAGGAAAUCCACUGCCAUUAAAAUCGUCUACAACCUCAACAAAUGACCAAAGCCAAGGACGUGACAGCAAUACCUGCCCUCCAGCAGUACCUCCGCCUCCACCUCCACCUCCUCCACCACCUCCCCAGGCACCAGGUAAUUCUGGCCAACAUGCGUCACGCAAGAAACGACGCGUACGGAGCUUCUUCUGGAAAACCAUUCCAGAGGAGAAGGUUAGGGGGAAACCCAAUAUUUGGACUCUAGCGGUCAGACAACAGCAGUAUCAGAUUGAUGUGAAGACAGUAGAAGAGCUUUUCGGCCAGCAGGAGGAAGUUCGAACUCAGACAAGCGGUGGGCAUUCUCGUACUGGGAGAUCCAGAGGUUCAUUCAAGGAGAGCAAGGAUGAGAUCAGCAUCUUGGACUCCAAGAGAGGAAUGAACAUUGGAAUUUUCCUCAAACAGUUUAAGAAGUCCAAUCAUGCAAUAGUAGAGGACAUCCGUCUGUUCAACAGUAAGCAAUAUGGAGCUGAGCCGCUGAAAGAACUGCUCAAACUACUACCAGAAGCAGAUGAGGUGAAGAGAUUGAGAGAAUUCAAAGGAGACGCAAAUAAGCUGACACUGGUUGAUUCCUUCAUGUUCCAGCUCAUUCAAGUACCACGCUUUGAUGUGCGUAUCGAGGUCAUGGUACUUCAAGAAGAGUUUUUCCCAUUAUGUACUGCCAUGAGUCGUGACAUCAACAUUGUGCGCCAGGCAACUGAAGAUCUAAUGAAUUGUGAAGAGCUCCAUGCCAUUUUACAUUUGGUUCUCCAAGCGGGAAAUAUCAUGAACGCAGGUGGCUAUGCAGGAAACGCUGUAGGCUUCAAAUUGUCCUCUCUUCUCUCUCUGGCUGACACAAAGGCCAACAAGCCUGGCAUGAACCUGCUCCAUUUUGUGGCAUUAGAAGCACAGAAAAAGGAUGAGGCACUUUUAAAGUUCCCAGAGAAGCUAACACAUAUUCAGAGUGCAGCCAGAAUUUCAGUAGAAAAUAUAGAAGGAGAGUUUUCCUCACUCUAUGUGAAAACACGGUCUUUGGAACAGAAGAUUCAAGAUGACGAUGAGCUGCAAAAGCAGCUAGAUCCAUUUUUGCAGAGCUCUGCAAAAGCCUUGCAGGACCUUAAGCACCGCAGGCUGGACUUGCGCAAAGAGGGUAAUGCCCUCAUUGACUUCUUCUGUGAAGACAAAGACACCUUCAAAUUGGAUGAGUGCUUCAGAAUCUUCCAAGAUUUCUGUCUAAAGUUCAAAAAAGCUGUGAAGGACAACUCGGACAGAGAACUGAAAGAGGAAGCUAGACAGCGCCGCUUACGGGAACUAGAGGAGAGACGGUGUGCCUGGGGUGCAGCCAAUAUUGAAACAGGUGGUAAUGGAGGUUUUGGUCGCAGCAGCAGUGAAAAUGAUGUUGACAUCUUAACCAAAGAUGGCCUCCUAGACUUCCUGCUUCAAUCAAGACCUCAAAGCCCCCACAGUCCUUUAGGACGCUCAGCUAGUGCUCGCCGCUACCACCACACAUCUAGUGACCGCAGCCUCCGUGGCUAUAUGGAGCUGGUCUCUGGGUCUUCAGCAAGUGAAUACGCCAAAUUCAGCAGCCUGCCACGUUCAAGCAGGAACCAUCAAAGAAAGACCAUGCCAUGGCUUGUCUUGCAGGAUGAUAAUAGAGAGCUAGAUCCACAAAGUCAGGUUUACCAAGAGAAGCUAGCAGCUUCACCAACGGCUGAGACUGAACCAAUCAGUCCUUUGGCAAGAUACUCAAAUUUAGGCUACAACUUGAACAGUGAUCCCUAUAGUAAUAAUAAUAACAACUAUAGUUCUCUUUCUGAAGGUGGUCUUACACCUCGAUUAAAUAAAACAAAGAAUGUCUUUCAGGGGACAUCUGGUCAAGGCAUUGGACACAUGAAUGUUUCUGUUGAGAAACGCAAACUAGUGCCUGGGCUUCAACCCUUUGAGAUAACCAGCCAGAUCAAUAAUAACAGUCAUGUUUCUUUGGACAAUCAACAUGAAGUGUGUGUGACUGAUCUGGAACGAGAAGACCUUCCCAAAGCUUUUGUUCUUGAUACACCACCAUCUAGUAGGAGUUCUGAGGAGGGGCAUAAGCUAGAAAAAGUAUGGAAUGACAAAAUAAUCUCAUCACAGAGAGACGAAGCAGACACAAGUACCUUCUCUUCAACAUCUUGUGACACCCCAUUGCCCCUUGAUCCCUCCAGUAAGAAACCUGUGUUUUAUGUCAUGGACUGCACUGAAACGGAUUGUUCCAUUGUGUUGGACUGUUCUGAGAUUGAGAGUUCUCCUAUUAUAAAAGAAGGACCUGGACUUAUCCCAAAGUUACAGGAUGUCAACUUUCCAAGAAUCAUUCAAGACACCAAUUCUCUUUCAUCCAAUUUUGAGUCUUCAGACUGUCACUUUGUGUCCACAUCAAGUGAUGAACCAAUUGUAGGAAGGGUCGAUCAAACUUCAGAAUCAGUCAGUCCAUCUGUAACAACUGAAGAAGCAGAGACAGACAGCUGUGAUACAGCUGAAGGGCAAAGAGUUGAUGAGAAAAGUGUUCAGACAGGUAGCCCCAAAACGACACUUAUCAAAACCAAGACUUCAUCCAAAGGGAUGACUGCUCACACCAGCCGUCCUACAAGAACCCUCACAGCUACUGAGACUCAGAACAUGCGAAAAGUAGUGCCCAUUACAAGGCAAAAUCGAUCUAGUAGCAGCAUGAGAAAGGUUGAUAAACCACCUGUACAUGAGAGCUCUGAACCCAGACGUCCAUUUCGAGACCAAAGCAUGCCAGCCAGAAGAGGCGAGAGACAAGGUAGACCUACAAGACAUUCAAGCCUUCCACCAGAGGAUCCUAGGACACCAAGAGGUUCGACACCAAGCAGCUCUCGUUGGGGAAGGGACUCAAUUCAACACAGGCCCUCCAUCAAGAAAGCCAAUGCCAAACCUGUUCGUAACAUUCCUAAACCAGCACCAGAGGAAAAGAUGUGUCGCUCUACAAUGCGUGCCUUGGCUCAAGCUCAGGCUCAAGGAACCUCAGAAGGAGGUACCGCUGACAGCCCUAACACCACCCCAAAAAGUUCUUCACCUUUGCCUAGCUUUGCUCGCAACACUGUGGCAUCUACUUCUAGAUCUAAAAAAGACAUGCCAUCAGCAACUGUAACCGGAACACCAUCAAAGAGCCUAUCGAGAACUAGCUCUCAGAGAUUGCCUGGUGGUAGAACAGAGUCUGUCAGUAGCGGGCCUUUACCAAGGAGUGAGGAUAAACUAGGAGGCUCGAUUAGGAGGGUUCAAAGUGUAAGAGCUUCCAGUCGAAGCAGUGACACACCUUCACAAUCUGGUCGGGAUCACUCCCUUAAAAGUAGCAGUUUCUCAGACAGAUCCACACCAACUAGAGACACCAUCAUCUCCAGCAGGACCAGCAAACCCACAUGGAAAUAGGGCGGACUUGUUAAAUAGUGGUUCUAAAAACAAUGUUCAACAAGGAAAAUCAUUUUUUUUCUGCACAUACUUAAGAGGCACAAAUGCCUUUUAAAUUAUUCUGAAUGUAUCUACAGCCUUUGUAGCUGAAUUUGUGUUGCUAGAUGCUCAGCAAGACUUUCAAGAAUUCCAUGAGCUACUGUCACCAUUUGACAGCACAUUUAAUAGCACUUCCACAUCCACGAGAGGAUGGUUUUGAUGGCCUUUUCUUACAUAUACUUGACACGUUUUCAUCUGUCACAGAAAACACAUCAAUCACAAAUUGUACUUGGUGUUAGAUUAAACAUGUUUUAUAUUCUAUAUUAAUACUAAGACCUUGUUGAGAUGUUCUCACAAAUUGCUGAGAGCAAAUAAAAUAGAAAACAAUGUCAAAUAUAUACACACAUAUGCUUGCUCUAUUUUAUAUAUGUAGUAAAAGUAAUUGUAGUACUGUUUACUAGGGUAACAUUUCAAUUCAAACUACUUAAUGAACACACAAAGAUUCAUCUAAAUGUUCACAGUGCAUGAUGACAAAUCAACCUGAAGACUGUUUGAUCUUACAUGUCUAUGAAUGUUCUCCAAAUACACCUUAGUGUAGCUGAUGCAAUGAGUACUACAGCUAGUAGUUCGAAGAUGCCUCUCCAGUGAUGGUUUUUAAAAUGCUCAAAAUACUUUGCCGAGUUGCUUGUUUUCAAUUUGCCUUUUCAUGCAGGGUACAAGCGCUGUACACUGUCUUGCUGCUGAUGACACUGUAUUUUGUGACUUCUCUGUGAACAUGCUGUACUGCUAGCUCUUUAUUUUUAAAGCCAUAUGGUCAACCAGGAGUGGCAAAACCUGGUGCUAGAGACUGUGAAGUUUCAGUUUGGCCUGAGAAAGCUCAAACAACAUAUGCAUCAAAUGUUCUCACAGUAUCUGCUUAAUAUUAAUUUGACAGGUAGUCAAAUAAAAGUAUGUUUACAUACAAAAGUAUGUGUUGCUUUACACCUAGCAAAAUCAGUGUUAGAAUUAGCGAUAACAUUUUACAAUAUGGUUCAAAAAACGAAUACUCAACGGAAUUUAAUAUUAAUAUUUUUAUUGAUCUGUCUUAUCUGUCUGUGUGUGUUUUGCAUGUGUCUGUAUUCAAAAUGUCUCCACAAUUACUAUAUAGCAAUACCAGUAAGUUUUGACAUUGUGAAGACAUUUUUGGUCCCCAUGAUGAAAACAGCUCAUUAAUUAUACAAAAAUGAUAUUUUGAAAAUGUAAAAGAUUGCAGAUUGUUUCCUGUGAGGGUUUGGUUUAGGGUUAGCAUUACGUCUUCAGGAGGUCUUCAUAAAAAUAGCUGUAAAAGUGUGGGCAGACCUUGUAUUCCUUAUGUUGUGUUGUGUGUAUGCGAGUUUCCCUAAUGUUAAAAUUAUGUAAAUGUAAAAAAAUUAAAGGGAUGGUUCACCUGAAACUGUAAUUUACCAUUUAUCAGUUUCUUUUUUUAAGGUACUUUGAAGAAUAUUGGAAAAAAAAUAAAAAUAAAAAAUUCUAUGGAAGUCAUUGGCUACUGGUUUUCCAACAUCCAAAAUAAUUUAUUUUGUUUUGUUGGUAUUUCUAUUUUUGUAUGAACCAUUUCUUUAAUUUAUUAUGAAUAAAUAAGAACAAAAGGACAUUUAUAAACUAACAUGAACCCACUGUAGAUUAAUACAUAUUAUGAACAUUGUUUUUCACUACUAGCAUCUAAUAUCAUAAUUAGUUAACUAAACUGUGUUAACAAAUCGAACCAAACUGUAAAGUGUUAUCGGUCAUGCAUAAUGACAGUGGUUAAAGCUGUUCAAUAUGACCCAGACACCACGCAAAGUAAAGCUUUUUUGACAUUUAUCUUUAAGCUGUGUCUACUCCCUCCAUGUGGGUGCUGAAUAUGAUCACAAUAAAUAGGUUAUGUGAAAGAAUUAUAGAUGAAAGAUAAACGCUAAUAGAGAGUUGUCAGCUAAUGGUGAAAUCAAUUCUGAUUUUAAAUGAUGACAACUUAAAACAGCCUAAAAUCCAAAUUUCUACCUCUAGAAUCACAUUUGCCACCUCUGGUUCUUAUAUUCUGAUGGCUCACUCAUCAAGUGAAUCCUUGGCUUACACAGAGUUCUGCAGAUGUACCUUAUUUACAAUGUACAAUGCCUUUUUAUGUUCCUAGAAAGGCUUAUGUAUUGACUUAUCUGUGUUUAGCACUGAUUUAUUAACAUGCUUUAGAAUGCAUCCAUGGCAACAUGGUGAAAUCUGACACAAUGGAAUCCUUGUUCCAGCUGUAGAUAGGAGUUAAAACUAGCAAAUUCACUUUAAGCUAUGACUUUGACAUGAAAUGAAAGUUGCAUAUAUGUCAAUGUGAUGUGAUGAUAUUUUAUUGAUAUUGCUUCAGUUUUCUAUUUUGAAUGUUAUUUCUGAGCCCUUUCCUCUGUGAUUGUAGCACUACAAUCAUUAUAAGCUAAUCAAUAAAACUACACGUGAAAAAGAUGUAUGUACACUGAGCAAAUGUCAGUUUACAACUGUGAUGUGUUCAUUUUGUGAAGAAAUGUGAAUAAUGUUAAAGGUCACUGCAGAUUUUUUCAAAGCACCUGACAAUUUUGAGAUUUUGGGGGUUUUCAUUGUGUAUUUUGAGUACAGUAAAGAACUAAAAUACACUUUUUAGAUUUUUGUUUUGUAACAGCAUAUCAGUGAAAGUCUGUAGAUUUAAAAUAAAUUAAUUUUUGUUUCUCUCCUA
Messenger RNA from Danio rerio (zebrafish), 6831 nucleotides. Lineage: Eukaryota; Metazoa; Chordata; Actinopteri; Cypriniformes; Danionidae. The record is from RefSeq and is a predicted model, not a curated record.